UUGAGAGGUGUGCAAUUGACUGUGACAUCCUGGGUUGUCUGCAGGCUCCCCAGUGAGGUGUUUGUCCCGGCAAUAGCUUUUACUGCUCCGGGAGCUGUUCCGUUCCUCUGGCCAACAACGACUACC
Geodia barretti is the source of this 126-nucleotide messenger RNA. NCBI's taxonomy places the organism in Eukaryota, Metazoa, Porifera, Demospongiae, Tetractinellida, Geodiidae. The record is from the annotation of a GenBank genome assembly.